CUUCAUUCUUCUUGUCCUGCUUUCUGUCUCUCCUUGUUUUGGUAAACCACUUUUGGCUGCCAUUACUCUGAAAGUCUCCUCUCCCGAAACCUACUUGACUCACUUCUCUUUCUAGGAGUUUCCACAGGGACAAAAUUGUAAAAAAUUAAAGUUUUUGUUAUAUGAAGAUGUGUCCCUCUAGUUCUUGCUCUUCGUCUUCUUGCUCUAGUUCUGAUGUUGUUCUUCCUGGCCAUCACGAUCAUCAGUCAAUCGAGCCGAAGAUCAAACGGCAGAGAAAAAGCCAAACGAAAGAGAAAUACAAGACUACUCCAAACUUGUCAGGAAAACGAAGCUCCGUUUAUAGAGGAGUAACCAGGCAUAGAUGGACUGGGAGGUUUGAAGCUCAUCUCUGGGAUAAGACUUCCUGGAACAACAUUCAGAACAAGAAGGGGCGACAAGUUUAUUUGGGGGCUUAUGAUAGUGAAGAAGCGGCCGCGAGAACUUAUGAUCUCGCUGCUUUGAAGUAUUGGGGACCAGAAACGACUUUGAAUUUCCCUAUAGAGACCUACACAAAGGACCUCGAAGAGAUGCAGAAGGUAUCCAAAGAAGAAUACUUGGCAUCUCUACGACGACGUAGCAGCGGCUUCUCCAGGGGCGUUUCUAAAUACCGCGGCGUUGCCAGGCAUCACCACAAUGGACGGUGGGAGGCUCGAAUCGGAAGAGUUUUUGGAAAUAAAUAUUUAUACCUGGGAACAUACAAUACACAAGAAGAAGCCGCAGAAGCUUAUGAUAUGGCAGCCCUUCAACACAGAGGCCCAAAUGCAGUAACUAACUUUGACAAGAGUAAUUACCUUGAUCGCUUAAAGGAGAAAGGCAUCUCGCCCUAUCAAAACUCCACCGACCAGUCCGAAGAACCCGAACCCGAAGUCGAACAACCGCAAACCCAACAACAGCAAGAGGACGUCGACGUAGAUGCCAACGUUAACGUCGAUGCCAUUGCUUUGCAGCAACCAGUCUUACCUGAAUACAUGAACACAACGGAGGAUCUUAAUGAGCUGACAUGGAAUUUCUGUCUCGACAAUCCGGGGCUAAACCAGCUUCCGGUGCCCCAUUUUCCGAUGGGAAAUGGCCCCUGCGAUCUCCUUCCCGACGUAUUUGACGACAUCGGAUUCGGGGACAUUGACUUCUUGUUCAACGACAUGAACAACAACAACAACACCGAGGAGGGGACAAACAUCUUGGAAAGUGUGUUGGCUGAGGGAACUUGGAGGAAAAUAUUAAUGGCGUUGAGACAGCUGAAGAAGUUAGGUUUCUGUCUUCGUCUUCGAUAUCAAGUUCUUCAGUAUCUUGUUCUUCAACAACCUCGGUUUCUUCUAACUACUAACAAAAUCUAAGUGGAAAUGUUUGGGGUGGGGAGAUUAUUGGUAGGUGUUAGUGGUUUGAUUGAUGAGCUUCUUGUUGGGACUUCUUGUGGGUUGGUGACAGAAAGAUUGUUUUAUUUCUUUUUUUUUUUUUAUCUUGAAUUUCUUAAACUUUAAAAAAAGAAGAAGAUCAAAGAAAAUAUAUAUAAUAUUCACCUCCAAGUUUUCUUCUCUGUUUUUUUUUUCCUCUUGUGUGUAUUUUUUUUUUUUUAACCACUCCCGUGGUAUGUGAACUGAUUGAAUCAGCUGCGACAGUUGUUAAGUUUCAUUCUUUCACAAGUCUUCCAGAGAUAAAUCUGUGGCGACCCUUACAUUUCUUCGGUGUAUACGAUGGGCGUGGAUUACCUCUGCUGCUGCUGAUGAAGAUGUGUGAAAUCUGCAGUCUUUGAAGCAAAAGAAGCACCCAUAGCCAUGGCUGUUGAAAUAUUGUCAAGUUCCAUUUUACAGUAGUUGUGAAAACGAAGAAUGACGGCUAGAGUGAGAAGUAGUGGGUAAAUGGACAGGAUCUGUGAGUGGGGAAUUUUUUUUUUUUUUUUUUGUGUAGAUAAAAUUGACUGCAUAAUUAGAUGACGGAAGGAAAAAUGAAUGGUUGGGUUCCGCCUAAAUUUUUGUAUAGCAUUAGAUAUGAAUUUUAGUGGCAGUGGUGAAACUGUCGAGUUUUUUUGAUACGAGGAAAUUGAGUUACGUGGAGGUGGGUUGGCGGCGGCUGUCUAGGGACUGUGUAAGGACUAUCUGCAGUGGAUUCUGCGAUAAAAUUUAUGGAUAUUGAAUUUUUUAUUUUUUA
Molecule: messenger RNA, 2184 nt
Organism: Mangifera indica (mango)
Lineage: Eukaryota; Viridiplantae; Streptophyta; Magnoliopsida; Sapindales; Anacardiaceae
Product: ethylene-responsive transcription factor WRI1-like
Exons: 7
Coding region: 162-1373 (403 amino acids)
Biological process (GO): regulation of DNA-templated transcription
Molecular function (GO): DNA-binding transcription factor activity; DNA binding
Source: RefSeq, a predicted model, not a curated record